AUGCGUGUUUAUGAAGUGUUACUGUACUUUGUUGUGGUCCCUACAUCUGCAUGUCGAACUAACCUUUUAGAAGCGCUCGCUCGGGAAGUGAAAGCUCUCAGAAAAGAGAAUGAGGAAAUCAGAAAGGAAUUGGCCGAGCUGCGUGAAACCAUCGAAAGAUUCGCGCGCAUGAAUGCCAUCCCAGCUAAGGCAAGCGAGAAGACCGAAAAAACACCACCAGCCAAUGAGACAAAAGAGCCUGCUGCUGCUGAUGAAGACUUUGAUCUCUUCGGCUCUGACGACGAAGAAGAGGACGCAGAAAAGGCUAAAGUAGUGCAGGAACGUCUUAAAGCUUAUGCUGAGAAGAAG
Cylicostephanus goldi is the source of this 348-nucleotide messenger RNA. Lineage: Eukaryota; Metazoa; Nematoda; Chromadorea; Rhabditida; Strongylidae. The record is from the annotation of a GenBank genome assembly.